AUGGGUCUGGAGAGUACACUUACGGGCUGCCACAUCGGCAUCAACCCAGGACUGGUCAACCUUGGCUGGGUAGACGACGGCCUCAUCAGCAUCAGCGACUUUGCCUAUCAGCCAAAGUUAGCAAUUAGCACAAGACAGCCAGAGAGAAGCAUGGAGGUCAAUACCGCUGGCAAGAGGGGCGGCGCUGGCAACAGCAGCCAGAAGGAGAAUAAUCUGGAACUUCAUCUUCAGUGGUGUUGA
Trichophyton verrucosum HKI 0517 is the source of this 240-nucleotide messenger RNA. RefSeq lists its product as uncharacterized. Lineage: Eukaryota; Fungi; Ascomycota; Eurotiomycetes; Onygenales; Arthrodermataceae. The record is from RefSeq and is a predicted model, not a curated record. Bases 1 to 240 code for a protein of 79 amino acids. The transcript has a single exon.